UUUUAAUUUAUGUGUGCAGCUAUUGUUUAUAUUAAUGCCUUGCAUUAUUUAACGGCUUUACCAACGCACCUGUCAUUCUGAUUCUCCUAGAAUUGCUCAGUAAUAUUAUUUAAUUAUUCUUAAAGUGUACCUGAGGCGAAUAUUCGGUCAAGGUACAAUUAGUGAUAAGUGUCACGGGUCUGUGUCAGUAAUUUUCGAAGAUUAUUUUAUUUCUAUAGAAACCAUGUUGUUGCUCCGUCUCCACAUCACCCCCUUUGUGGACCGUUACCAAGGCAACAUGUCAACAAACUGGCGACUCGCGACGUUCUGUCUGGCUUAGUUUGGGUCUAGCAGUCGGUUGAUUCUAAAAAACCUCAUAUAGUUUCUUUAACUCUAGAAUAUUAUUCAGGACUUUAUAACUUUAUUUAUAGCUUUAGUUUUUAUGUCAUAACUGAGUUUUCAUACUAGGCUACUUGAAUAACAUGAUGGCUACAACAAUAAGACCACAACCUACGAGGUCUGUGAAAUCUGCUUGUUCACGGCCAUCUGGCAGAUCCCAUCCUCAAAGAUAUCGUGCCCACAACUCCUUUGUCGACGAGACACUCUUUGGAACCUCCCAAAAGAAUCAGUGUGAUGCUUCGGCACCCAGAAAUCUGUCCCUAUCGGAAGAUUCAUCUGCACUGUCCAUCAUCCUGUCCUCAUCACAAAUAAAACAAAUCAUGGCAAAAUCUCGUAUGCUUACUAAGGAGGAGAGGGAGGCCAUGCUGGAGACAAAACAGAAGGAGCGGGAGCAAGCAAUGGUCGCUGCAGAGGAAAGAAAGGCUUGCAUUUGGCAGGCGGACUUGGAGCGUAAAAGGAACCAGGGUCUGAGCGAAAUUGAGACAGAAGCCCGGCAACAAGGCCAAUAUCUCUUGGAAAAAGCCAAUGUCAUGAGAACGGAGCAGGAAGAUGAAAUUAGAAAACUCAAUAAGGUGAUCCUGGAUGCACAGUGCAACGCAGUACGGGACACCCAGAUCCUAGAAAAGAAGCAGAUCCAGAAAGAGUUGCAUGAGGAGGACCUGCGGCUGCACUCCAUGAUGGAGGUGCACCGACACCGAAUGAUGGAGACAGAGGAACAGAUUGAGAAGCUUCGCAAACAGCAACACCUCCUAGGAAGGGCGCAGAUCCAGAAACAGAUUGAAGAACGGUUUGAGGAGAGGCUGCUGCAAGAUGAGAUGAAGGAGCAAGAGAGCCAAAAGAUGCUGGAGAACCUGAAAAAGAUUCAGAUGGAAGAGUUGGAGGCACUGCAGAAGAAGAAAGAGCAACAGAAGCAACUGCAUUUGGAGAUCUUCAAAAUCAACCAAGAGACUACACGUGCUAAGGAGCGCAGGAUGGACGAGGAGAGGCUGGCUGAUCUCCGUGACUUAGAAUACAUCAGGCAGAAGAUGGAGCGGGAGGCACAACAUGAGGAGGAGCAAAGGAAGAUCAAGAGGGAGAAGGAGCUGGAGCUGGCACGACUGCGGGCCCUCCAGGAGAGAGAAAGGGACCGCAAAGCUGAACAGGAUGAGCUGCGGGCACGGAGGAAUCAAGAGGCGGCUGAAAGGGAGUGGAGAAAAAAGGAGAAGGAGAAGGCCCAGAAGGAGAUGGAAGAGGUGGAAAAGCUGAAAGCAGCAUGGCUGGAGCAGGUCACCCAGAAAGAGCAUCUACUUUCCAUUGAGGCAGCACGCAAUCGAACAGUGUUUGAGAGAGUCUUAAGGUCCCAGAAGGAAGCCAUUGACCGUGCUCGGGCGGAGGCGAUGGAACAGAGGCGACGGGUGGCUUACUAUGCUGAUGGGGUCCGGCAGCAGAUGAGGGAGCGCGAGGUCCAGGCUGUUGAGAACCGCAAACAAAUAUUGCAUGAGGCUGAGCGCCUCAAAGAAGAGGAACAGAAUCGCAGGACGCGUCUGAGCACUAUCAUGAAGAAGAAACUAAGAGAGCUUAAAGAGGCUGGACUUCCCGAGAAGUACUGCAGGGAGGUGGAGAAGAAGGCCUUAAGUCUGCCCACUCUGGUUCACUAAAGGAUGGUCAAAGACAAAAUAGUUAAAAAUAAAACAGUCCAAUUAACCUGCAAAACUGACCAUUUUCGAGGCAACGAUUUGGAAAUGAAGUUACUUUCUCUGCUUCACUUCACAUUCAUAUGUGGUUCAAAAUAGCAGAUGAACCAAUAAGAAACCACUUCUCACUGGACCAAAAAAUUACUUUAAACUAUACCACUGUAACCCUAAUAACACUGGACUAAACCAUUAGACUAUAUGAACCAAUUUAUCACGUUUGUACUUUAUCAAAUGAUUUUACCAUACAACUGGAGAAUUCCAUUGUCCAUUCAAAACAGUACAACAUGUAAUGUAAAUGUAGCCAGGCAGAUAUACACACUUUCUGACCCGCUUGUCCCAUAUGGGGUCACGGGGAGACAGAACCUAA
Scleropages formosus (Asian bonytongue) is the source of this 2418-nucleotide messenger RNA. Its product is annotated as cilia- and flagella-associated protein 45-like. The transcript is spliced from 11 exons. Bases 462 to 2015 code for a protein of 517 amino acids. The record is from RefSeq and is a predicted model, not a curated record. NCBI's taxonomy places the organism in Eukaryota, Metazoa, Chordata, Actinopteri, Osteoglossiformes, Osteoglossidae.